AUGUCUAUUUUAAUCGGAACUUUAUUGAUAAGUUUAGCUUUAAUUAAUUUAUCAUCAAAUAUAAAUCCUUCUCUUCAUUUAUUUAUGGAUGAACUUUUCAAACAAAUUCACGACAAUAUUCCUAUCGAAUAUCUAAGACAAACAUCAUUGAAUAAAGUGAAAACAAUAUUUUCAAUUUUUCUUCUUAUCUCCGGUUGUGUUUUGCAUUUCUGUAAUGGAAUUAAACGUUUGAUUUUUCUAAUUCCUUUGUCAAUAAUAUCAAUAUAUAUGGUAGAAUCAACAAUCAUUUAUAGUUUAACGUUACAAAGUGUUAUUGUUUAUAUAUUUUUAUUGAUGUCCAUAUUGCUUGUUAUUUUCAAUGAUUGUGCUGAACUUGAUGAAAUUGAAAUAUAA
Rotaria socialis is the source of this 393-nucleotide messenger RNA. NCBI's taxonomy places the organism in Eukaryota, Metazoa, Rotifera, Eurotatoria, Philodinida, Philodinidae. The record is from the annotation of a GenBank genome assembly.